AUGUCCCCCGGGGGCAAGUUCGACUUUGACGACGGGGGCUGCUACGUGGGGGGCUGGGAGGCGGGGCGGGCACAUGGCUACGGCGUGUGCACGGGGCCCGGCGCCCAGGGCGAGUACAGCGGCUGCUGGGCGCAGGGCUUCGAGUCACUGGGCGUCUUCACGGGGCCCGGCGGACACAGCUACCAGGGCCACUGGCAGCAGGGCAAGCGCGAAGGGCUGGGCGUGGAGCGCAAGAGCCGCUGGACGUACCGCGGCGAGUGGCUGGGCGGGCUGAAGGGGCGCAGCGGUGUGUGGGAGAGCGUGUCCGGCCUGCGCUACGCCGGGCUCUGGAAGGACGGCUUCCAGGACGGCUACGGCACCGAGACCUACUCCGACGGAGGCACCUACCAGGGCCAGUGGCAGGCUGGGAAGCGCCACGGCUACGGGGUGCGCCAGAGUGUGCCCUACCAUCAGGCGGCGCUGCUGCGCUCGCCCCGCCGCACCUCCCUGGACUCGGGCCACAGCGACCCCCCGACGCCGCCCCCGCCCCUGCCCCUGCCCGGGGACGAAGGAGGCAGCCCGGCCUCCGGCUCCCGGGGAGGCUUCGUGCUGGCCGGGCCUGGGGAUGCUGACGGCGCGGCCUGCCGAAAGCGCACCCCCGCGGCGGGCGGGUUCUUCCGCCGCUCGCUGCUGCUCAGCGGGCUCCGGGCGGGCGGGCGCCGAAGCUCCUUGGGCAGCAAGAGGGGCUCGCUGCGCAGCGAGGUGAGCAGCGAGGUGGGCAGCACGGGACCCCCGGGCUCCGAGGCCAGCGGGCCCCCGGCCCCGGCGCCGCCCGCCCUCAUCGAGGGCUCGGCCACUGAGGUGUAUGCGGGCGAAUGGCGCGCCGACCGGCGCAGCGGCUAUGGCGUGAGCCAGCGUUCCAACGGGCUGCGCUACGAGGGCGAGUGGCUGGGCAACCGGCGGCACGGCUACGGGCGCACCACCCGCCCCGACGGCUCCCGCGAGGAGGGCAAGUACAAGCGCAACCGGCUGGUGCACGGGGGGCGCGUGCGCAGCCUUCUUCCUCUGGCCCUUCGGCGGGGCAAAGUCAAGGAGAAGGUGGACAGGGCCGUCGAGGGCGCCCGUCGAGCCGUGAGCGCUGCCCGCCAGCGCCAGGAGAUCGCCGCUGCCAGGGCAGCAGACGCCCUUCUAAAGGCAGUGGCAGCCAGCAGUGUCGCCGAGAAGGCUGUGGAGGCAGCUCGAAUGGCCAAACUGAUAGCCCAGGACCUGCAGCCCAUGUUGGAGGCCCCAGGCCGCAGACCCAGGCAGGACUCAGAAGGUUCUGACACAGAGCCCUUGGAUGAGGACAGCCCUGGGGUAUACGAGAAUGGACUGACCCCCUCAGAGGGCUCCCCUGAACUGCCCAGCAGCCCUGCCUCCUCCCGCCAACCCUGGCGACCCACUGCCUGCCGGAGCCCACUGCCUUCUGGAGGGGACCGAGGUCCCUUCUCCAGCCCCAAAGCUUGGCCUGAGGAGUGGGGGGGCCCGGGUGAGCAGGCAGAAGAACUAGCUGGCUAUGAGGCAGAGGAUGAGGCUGGGCUGCAGGGGCCAGAGCCCAGAGAUGGCUCCCCACUCCUCGGAGGCUGCAGCGACAGUUCCGGAAGUCUUCGAGAGGAGGAAGGGGAGGAUGAAGAGCCCUUGCUCCAGAUGAGGACCCCAGGGCGCUCGGAGCCGGAGCCCACAGCCUUGCCAGUCCUGAGGGGCCUGUCCUCAAGGGGUCCUGAAGCCGGGUGCCUGAUGGAAGAGGCUGAGGAGGCUGCUGCGUCCGAGAGGCCCGCCCAGCCGGGAGCUGCCAACCCAUUGGUGGUGGGAGCCGUGGCCCUUCUGGACCUCAGCCUGGCAUUCCUGUUCUCCCAGCUCCUCACCUGA
Molecule: messenger RNA, 1887 nt
Organism: Eubalaena glacialis (North Atlantic right whale)
Lineage: Eukaryota; Metazoa; Chordata; Mammalia; Artiodactyla; Balaenidae
Gene: JPH4
Product: junctophilin 4
Exons: 5
Coding region: 1-1887 (628 amino acids)
Biological process (GO): regulation of synaptic plasticity
Cellular component (GO): junctional membrane complex; plasma membrane; endoplasmic reticulum membrane
Source: RefSeq, a predicted model, not a curated record